Messenger RNA from Melanaphis sacchari, 3158 nucleotides. RefSeq names its product Fanconi anemia group J protein homolog. The coding region runs from base 214 to 3009 and encodes 931 amino acids. Gene Ontology annotation, molecular function: DNA helicase activity; hydrolase activity, acting on acid anhydrides, in phosphorus-containing anhydrides; ATP binding. NCBI's taxonomy places the organism in Eukaryota, Metazoa, Arthropoda, Insecta, Hemiptera, Aphididae. The record is from RefSeq and is a predicted model, not a curated record. Gene Ontology annotation, cellular component: nucleus. Gene Ontology annotation, biological process: double-strand break repair involved in meiotic recombination; nucleotide-excision repair. The transcript has 14 exons.
CAUAACUUAUCAAUUACUAUGAAUUACUUAUGUAAAUACUAAAUAACACCGAACUUAGAGUUAGACAUUGAAUUCUAGUGUUCAUUUUUAAUUUGACUAACUCUCGUUUUCUGCUCUUUGUAUUUAUAUCGUUUAAAUUUAAACCGUUUUUGAACAAAAUUGAAAUCAACUUUUACCGUCUUGGUGUGUAGUUGAACGUUAUUGACCAUAACGAUGUCGAACACUGGAUCUAAUGUUCAACCAGUGUUCACGUAUACAAUUGGUGGUGUUAGAAUUGAAAUGCCAGUCAAACCAUAUCCUUCUCAAGUUUCCAUGAUGGAUAAGGUUAUUCGUGGCUGUCAAAAACAACAAAAUUGCCUUUUGGAAAGUCCUACAGGGUCUGGAAAAACAUUGGCUUUAUUAUGUUCGGCGUUAGCAUGGCAGAGAGCAGAAAAAGCACGUUUAGAAAAAUUCUCGGAAGAAGAAUUUCAACAGAAAUUAAUAGAAUGGCAAUUGAAGGAGCAACAAAAGAAACAACAAAAGGAAAAGAAUCAGAAAAAACCAAAUACUCCAGAAAAGAAACAGAAAAAACUAAAUACUCCAGAAAAGAAACUUGCAGAAACGAACAUUUCACCCGCUAAAAAUAAAGGAUUAUGUUUGUCAACAGACGUCACUAUCAGUGAUGAUUCGGAAGAAGAAAUGGCCAUAUUUAAACAGCCCGUUAAAAAGAGAAAAAUAAAUAACAGCAAAGAUUUGGACAUGUCUAAUGGCAAGAGUAAGUCGAAUGAUGAUUCGAUAAUGACCAAUGAUUCCAGCGCUAACAGCAGUUUAAUGACAGAAGACGAAGACGAAAAUAAUGAACUAAAAAUAGAAAAUAGUGAACCAAAAGUAGAAAAUAAUUUACCGAAAAAGUCUAAACCAAUUACACCUGUGAUAUAUUUCUGUACGAGAACCCAUAAACAAAUUGAACAAGUUAUCAAAGAAUUACAAAGAACUAGUUUCAAUAACGCCAAAAGUUGCGUGUUAGCAAGUCGUGAACACACGUGUAUUCAAGAUUCUAAUAUAUACUACCCUCAGAUAUCAUACAAAUCAAAAACUGAAUUAUGUAAGGAUUUAUUAGAUCCAAGAGCGAGACGGAGAAAUUCGAUAAAAUUAAAGAGAGCACUUGAUAGGUGUAAUUAUUACGAUAACGGUGGUGUGAGAAUAAGCACGUAUGGUCAACUAGCCAAGUUUGGAGUACCAUCUGUUUGGGAUGUUGAAGACAUAGUGCGUUUGGGCAUUACUAAACAUUCUUGUCCAUACUAUGGAACGCGAUUAUUGCUUAAAACUGCCGAAAUCGUCUUUUGUCCUUACAAUUAUAUCAUCGAUCCGGUCAUCAGAAGUACAAUGAACCUGAAACUUAAAGGCCAUGUGAUAAUUGUAGACGAAGCUCAUAAUAUCGAGGAUCAAUGCCGUGAAGCUGCAAGUCUGCAAUUAGAUCAGACGCUUAUGAAUUUAGCCAAAGCAGACUGCGAAAAAAUAUACAAAUCUUGUGGUAACUCAGUGACUUACGGAAGACUGGCUCGAUAUUUGUCCGAUUUGUCAAAGUGGAUUGAUCAAAAGUCUGGUGAUAUUAAAAAUUACGACGAUUAUAAUCGUGGCGUUUUAUCGUGGUCUGGCACAUACACCAUAGCCAGUUUUGAUGAUUUUGGUGUCGGUUUGACGGCCUUCGAAAUGUUUAAAAAAGAUUGUGAAGUAGCGCUGGCUGAUUUGGUUGAAGAAGGUGAACCCGAUGAAACAAAAAAUAGUAAAAAAGAAAAUGUAGAAAAUGAAUUGAGUGAUAAAAAUGAAAAUGAAAUGAUAGAAAACCAUUCAUCUAAAGAUCAAAACUCUGAUUUGGUUAUUACGAAUGCUACUAAAACUUUAUUGUCGUCGAUUUGUUCAGUGUUUAGUUUGUUUUAUGAUGAGAAGUACAAAUAUGAUUACCACGUUUCCUUAGCGAAGGUCAUGCAAUUAAAAAAAUUUGAACACAAAGGACGAGGAAUCUCGACGGGCAUAGACGGAUGGAUUAACAGCGGCGAUGCGGCGGAACCCAAUGACUCGCGACCGGUGUGGAAUAAUGUGGUCAGCUUCCUGUGUUUGAACCCGGCAGCCGUGUUCGACGGACUUAAAUCGACGGUACGCAACAUCAUCCUCACGUCCGGCACUCUGUCGCCGAUGCAAUCGUUCCAGUCCGAGCUUGGUACGCAGUUUCCGAUUGCCCUCGAGGCAUCCCAUGUCAUCAAACAAGACCAGUGUUGGGUGUCGUCGGUGGGCGUCGGGCCGAGUGGUACGGACCUGAACGGUCAGUUCCAAAACAUUAACACGUACAGUUAUCAGGACGAGAUGGGCAAAGUACUGUUGGACGUGUGUGCCGUGGUGCCACACGGCGUGCUGUGCUUCAUGCCAUCGUAUACGCUCAUGGAUAAGCUGUACAACCGGUGGCAGGUCACCGGACUCCUGAACCGCCUCAGCCAGAUCAAGGUGGUCAUGUGCGAGCCCCGCCGGGGCGACCAGCUCGAGGAGUUGAUGGCCAAAUAUUACGCUGCCGUCCGGGGGGAUGAGGGCGGCCCGCGUGGUGCGCUUUUCCUAGCCGUGUACCGCGGAAAAAUCAGCGAGGGGUUGGAUUUCUCAGACAACAACGCUCGAGCGGUAGUAGCCGUUGGCAUUCCGUUUCCGAAUUAUAAAGAAGAAUCCGUUAAGCAUAAAAAAGAUUACAACAACAAGCACCACAAGAACAAAGGGCUGUUGCCCGGCUGGGAAUGGUAUCAGAUACAGGCCUAUAGAGCUUUGAAUCAGGCACUCGGCCGGUGCAUCAGACAUAAGAACGAUUGGGGUGCUAUCCUAUUGGUGGACAGUAGGUAUGAACAGCCCAAGAACCAGACCGGACUGUCGAAGUGGAUAAGAGGAAGGGUCGAAAAUAAUGGUUCAUGGUCAACAAUCAUGACCAAACUUAAGAACUUUGUAGAGACGAGACAGCUGCACGACUCUACUGCAGCAGCUCUAACUUAAAUGUUAUUUUUGUACAUUCUUAUAAGACUACAACACCUCAUUUAACUCAUUAUUUAUACAUUAUUAGUUAUAGUUUUCUUAUUGGUGGUUAUCAUCAGUAAGCAAAAUACAUAAAUGUAUAAUAAUAAUAAUAAUAUUUAUUUUUCUAU